UUUUAGGGCCAAAUUAUGGACUGACUGGUAAACGUCUGGUUGUUACCUAGCAGGUACUUUCUAUGCACUAGAGAAUAGAAAGUACCUGCUAGGUAACAAUCAGACACUUACCAGUUGGUCCAUAAUUUGGCCCUUAGUCCUUUAUCUUUAAGUGAAGCAGAAAACCAAGACGAAAAGGGGUCUACAUUCACAGUAUCUAUAUUCUUCUAUUUGAAUAUAAUUACAUAUUUUAGUUUAAAUUCCCAAUUAAAGUUAAACUUGUUUCUGUAGAAAAGUGUUCAGUGAAGGCCUACUUCGGCUACUUCUAGGGCUCAUCAAUAUCCUGUUACAAUGGACUCGUUUUUAAAGAGAAAAAACACUGAUCAAGCAGAUGCUGAGGCAAAGAAGCCUAAACGUGAGGAAUGUCCACACAAGGAGCGGUGUUAUAGGAAAAAUCCCCACCAUUUUAAGGAGUUUGAACAUCCUUUUUUAAUUCAACUAAUUGAAAAGGGUGAUACUCCAGAAAUCCCAGACAACAUGCCUCAACCCAAACAACUUUAUUUGGAACAAAUAGAAAUCCUAAAACCAAUACUGGCAGCUCAAAAACCCAAAGAGACUGAAAAGAAACGUGUCGAAACAGUCAAAAAUAAUAUGGAAAGUGUUGCAAGUUCUAGUUCUAGCUGUGGAAAAGUUUCUAAAAAAGGCAAAACCACAAUUUUUACAUCAACAAGUGAAGAAGCUACAUGCAGCCCUGGUUCGAUGUUGGAAAAAUUGAAGAAAAACGCUCCAUAUAAUUUGUUUUUCACAACGAUUCCCAAGAGUCAAAGUACAUUCAAGGAAGUUAACAGUGUUUCAUUUACAGAUCUUCUUUGUCCAAGUUUAGGCCCCUUAAAAUGUUCUUUGCAAAUUAAUUUUAUGAUUGAUAUUGAUUGGCUACUAAAACAGUAUAAAGCCAGAGACUUACAUCAGAAACCUUUGACUAUUCUUUAUGGUGAUGAUUGGCCAGAUAUGAUAGAAUUUAUGAACAGAUUUUGUCCAAAUAUAAAACAUCAUUUUGUUAAAAUGAAAGAUCCUUUUGGUUGUCAUCAUUCUAAAGUAGGAAUUUAUGUUUACGAGGAUGAAUCCAUAAGAUUGGUCGUUUCUACAGCUAAUUUGUAUUAUGAAGAUUGGAAUAAUUAUAAUCAAGGAUUAUGGUUGAGUCCAAGAUUACCAAAAUUGCCCCAAGGAAGUAAUGCUAAAGAUGGUGAAUCCAUAACUGGUUUCAAAUCAGAUUUAAUUGCUUAUUUAGAAACUUACAAACUCAGUAUUCUAAAGGAGUGGCUUGAUUAUGUGAAAAAUGCCGACUUUAGUCAGGUAAGGGUUGCUCUAGUUUAUUCAGCUCCUGGAAAAUAUUAUCCGAAAAAAAAUGGAAAUCACUUGCACAGAGUUGGGGACCUAUUGAGUAAAUAUUGUAGUCUUCCAGCGAAAACUACACCUCAAAGUGAAGGUCCAUUGUCUUGGGGUAUUUUAGCACAAGCCUCAAGCAUAGGUUCUAUGGGUAAAACACCAGCAGAUUGGUUGCGAGGUUCUCUUCUAAGAUCUUUAGCUAGUCACAAACAGAGUUCUCCAUCAAGUAACUCGGCUGCUACUUUGAACAUAGUAUAUCCGAGUGUGGAUAAUGUAGCUCAUGGAUAUUUUGGUCUUCAAAGUGGUGGUUGUUUGCCGUAUUCGAAAGCCACUAAUGAGAAGCAACGGUGGUUACAAGAUUAUAUGCAUCAAUGGAAAGCUGAUGAAAAACACCGUACAAGAGCAAUGCCUCAUAUAAAAUCCUAUUGUCGCAUUUCUCCGAAUCUAAAUAAAUUAGCCUAUUUUCUUUUAACUAGCGCAAAUUUGUCAAAAUCGGCUUGGGGCAAUCCCAUACAAAAAGAUGGGGGAAGCUCUAUAAGAUCCUAUGAGAUGGGAGUUAUGUUUUUACCAAAUUUUUUCGAUGAAGAAUACUUUAAGAUUAAUAAUAGUACUGAUAACAAAAACAGCCAUCUGUUUCCUUUUAUGUAUGAUUUACCAUUGACUCCUUAUAAAAAAGAUGAUUAUCCAUGGUGUAAUUGAUUGUGAUUUAAGAUUCUUUUUAUAAUUGCCUUAUUGGAAUAUAUUUUUCUUUCAUAUA
Messenger RNA from Ceutorhynchus assimilis (cabbage seed weevil), 2122 nucleotides. Lineage: Eukaryota; Metazoa; Arthropoda; Insecta; Coleoptera; Curculionidae. The record is from the annotation of a GenBank genome assembly.